This is a messenger RNA of Penicillium soppii, 702 nucleotides long. RefSeq lists its product as uncharacterized. The coding region runs from base 1 to 702 and encodes 233 amino acids. The record is from RefSeq and is a predicted model, not a curated record. The transcript has 2 exons. Lineage: Eukaryota; Fungi; Ascomycota; Eurotiomycetes; Eurotiales; Aspergillaceae.
AUGGCGUGGCCAACACACAUCCAGGAUGACAACUUUCAAAGUUUAGAAACCGGGCAUUUCUGUUCUACCAUUGAUCUGGAGAAUUGGGAAACAGGUCUCUUCAAACAACCCCAAGGCCUAUAUACCUCCCCCUCACCCGAACCACCGACCACGAGAAGAUCAUCCACAGCUACUUCAUACAGCCAUACUUCGCAACUUCCCUCAACACCGGACUCUCUUGGAAGUGCAUUCUCUUCUGGCUUGGUUUACUCGGACCAAAUGAGUACCAAUGGGUGUGCAAAGGAGAAUGGUCUCGAGCUCUUUUUUACCCAACGCAAUGACGCUGUCAUUUCCCCUCCAAGCUCCCACGAGCUUGGGUAUACUAGCCCAUGGGCUAAUCUCGCAGCGGUUCCUCCCCAGAAGAGCUCAUCAGCUCAACCAGGUUGCCUUGAUGACCCUUGUAUUACUGCAUGCAAAACUCCCCGCGGUUCUCGUCAUAUGUCGAGCAAGAGCAAGAACGAUGCCGAUUAUGGCAACUUUAAAUGUGAAUGGAAAGGCUGCCGCUAUGACCGUAUGUUCUCGCGCAAAGGAGUUCUAAUGCGGCAUAUCGAGAUGCAGCAUGUCAAUCCACGAUCGUUCAAGUGCCCUUGGUGUAAUCAUGCUACAAGUCGACGCGAGAACAUGAAAGCGCAUAGACAAGCAAUUCACAAGGAAAGCUUGUGA